Messenger RNA from Stegastes partitus (bicolor damselfish), 1046 nucleotides. It is a transcript of the gene hint2, whose product is annotated as histidine triad nucleotide binding protein 2. The transcript has 5 exons. The coding region runs from base 203 to 823 and encodes 206 amino acids. Gene Ontology annotation, molecular function: catalytic activity. Lineage: Eukaryota; Metazoa; Chordata; Actinopteri; Pomacentridae. The record is from RefSeq and is a predicted model, not a curated record.
UUAUUCUACACGAUUACAAAUCGUGGUCAGGACCUGAUUCCAUUAAAGCAAUAUGAAUUUUACGGAGGGUACCUGAAGGCACCACAGAAGUCGCUCGUUUAGGUGAAGCCUUGUGGUUCCACGAGCGACUUGUUUGGCCUCAAAAAAUAGUUGUAUUGUGAAAUAUUUCCACCAGAACCCUCCAGCAGCUGCUCAGCUGGCCAUGUUUCUUCGCCGGGCUUUGCGGACACAGCUCGCCGGGACCAGGGCGGCUCAGCUCGGCCGCAUCCACCGCGUCUGUCGAGCCGAGGUAGCUGCUGUCAUCCUCCUAAACGUGUUCUGUCCGGUACCCGCCGCAGAGCGUUUGGGUCCCGCCAGCUCUGGUGGUGGAUGUGGGGAGCCCUCAGUGCCCCCCCACCACCUCCACCACCCAGAGAGGCCGCUGUGCUCCAGGAGCGACGAGGUCCGGCUGGCGGAGGAGGCCAGCAGGAAGUACGGGUCUCCGGCUCCGACCAUCUUCUCCAAGGUGAUCGAUAGAAGCAUUCCUGCAGACAUCAUCUAUGAAGACGAGAAGUGUCUGGCGUUCAGAGACAUCAGCCCACAGGCUCCGGUUCACUUCCUGGUUAUUCCACGGGUCCCUAUUCCCAGAAUCAGUGCAGCCAGAGACGACGAUGCUGAGCUUUUAGGACAUUUGCUGGUUGUUGCCAAAAAUGUGGCGAAGCAAGAAUCUCUACAUGAAGGAUACAGAGUGGUGAUCAACGAUGGAAAGCACGGCGCUCAGUCGGUCUACCACCUCCACAUCCACGUCCUGGGAGGAAGGCAGAUGAACUGGCCGCCUGGAUGAUGGCUUCACAUCAGUGUGUGUCUGCACCGACAGUCUUCAUGGAUUCAUUCCCAUCACAUGACGUCUGUUCAUCCAGAAGAUUUCAUCUGAUUCUCUGCACGAAAAACUCACAAAAUAUUAAAUGUAAAUAUGUUGAUCUGAACAAAUGUACAAAUGAAAUGUAAAAAUGACGACAUUAUGUUUGAUACGGCUGCAAAUAAAGACACUAUUUCUGAUGUGAACA